This is a messenger RNA of Athene cunicularia (burrowing owl), 2437 nucleotides long. RefSeq names its product ovo like zinc finger 2 (gene OVOL2). Gene Ontology annotation, biological process: regulation of transcription by RNA polymerase II; epidermal cell differentiation. Gene Ontology annotation, molecular function: RNA polymerase II cis-regulatory region sequence-specific DNA binding; DNA-binding transcription factor activity, RNA polymerase II-specific. Gene Ontology annotation, cellular component: nucleus. The transcript is spliced from 2 exons. The record is from RefSeq and is a predicted model, not a curated record. Bases 96 to 521 code for a protein of 141 amino acids. NCBI's taxonomy places the organism in Eukaryota, Metazoa, Chordata, Aves, Strigiformes, Strigidae.
AGUCCUCUUCCAUUCCUCAGUUCACCACUGGCACCUGUACCGAUGCUACGGUACAUAGCUGCGAGCUGUGUGGCAAAGGCUUUCGCUUGCAGCGGAUGCUCAACCGUCACAUCAAGUGUCACAGCCAGGUGAAGAGACACUUGUGCACCUUCUGCGGAAAAGGCUUCAACGACACCUUUGAUCUGAAAAGACAUGUCCGGACCCACACUGGAAUUCGUCCAUACAAAUGUGAGGUUUGCAACAAAGCCUUCACCCAGCGCUGUUCCCUGGAGUCCCACCUUAAGAAGAUUCACGGCGUGCAGCAGCAAUACGCCUACAAACAGAGGCGAGAUAAACUUUACGUGUGCGAAGACUGUGGCUACACAGGCCCCACGCAGGAGGACCUGUAUCUGCACGUUAGUAACGUUCACCCCGGAAGCGCUUUCCUGAAAAAAACCUCAAAAAAACUUGCAGCAGUUUUGCAAAACAAACUGAGCCCUGUCCUGCAGAGGAACUCCAAAGAUGACGACAAAGAUGAGUAACGUGGUGGAUUACAGUGGUCUAAAGGAAUGAAGUUUACAUGUAGGACGAUAUAUAUAUUAUUUUUUUAAAAACAAUUUUGAAAGAAAUCCAUGAAAUGAAAGGGACACUUUUGUUAUUGGGACUCUCUUGAUGUUGGUAGAACCUCGACUUGAAAGAAAUAUUCCCAUAUACAAUGCAAACAUCAGACUAUUUUUAAUUUUUUUUUUAAGCUGGCCAAAAAAAAUUGAAAGCUUGGAAGAGGCUGUCACCUCUUGGAUGGAAUAUUUACUGAAUUCAUAUUCUGGCAACCUGUUUUCUGUUUCAGCUCUACCACACGUCCGAGUGGCCACUGACAAAUAAAUUCAUCUUUCCCCAACAUAUUUUGUAAAGACAUUAACUAUUACCUCCUGUACAAAUUACUUUUGAGAGGUUUGGGUGAAAAGGGCCAUGUAAGAGCAACUACUAGUACAUUGUUCUAUGCAAAAUUAAUUAAAAUGGUCUUAAGAGCAGGAGUACACUGUAUCAGUAAAUUAAGUUAGAAUGUGCAAAUAACCUUAACUCUGCCCCCGGUGCAGUACGCUAACAAUUUAUGGAAGCGUGGUCCAAGGUGAGCUGAAACUUUUUUUUUAAAGGAUGCAGAACUUUUUCCUCCCAAAAUUUCUGUACUAGUAAAUGGCAUUAUUCCAGGGCAGAUUUACGGUUGUGGUUUAGGUACUUUAAGCUGUGAACUUCUAUCAUGUUUAGAUUUAAGUGUAACCUUAACUCUGAUGUUCCUGGACUUGUCACACUCAUUUUGAGGAUUAUUACCACAUCCUUUUAACAUACAUCAACAUCAACCCAGAAAUCCAAAGAAAACACUUGAAUGACUUGAAGAUAUGUAUUUUCUGUCAUGUUGAAAUGCAAUUUUGUGUGUAUUUUAUGGUGCGUAUGUGUGUGCGUGUGCAUUUGGGAUUUUUUUUCCUUUUGAUGAUCAAGUGCCUGGUCACUAAUACAACAGAGCAGUGCAAUGCAGUGCAAAGGGAGAUCAGAUUUGCCUGUCUCUGCCUCCUGAGGUCAGUGCCAAACUGUGGACAUGAGUCUGGCUGCUCAUCUGUCACCACUGUUGGUUUAGAAGGCUCCAAGUGAGAGCAAUACUGCACAGGCAGGGGGUGGUGAUGAUGAUGAGGGACUGGUGGUACUUAUCUGUGCUUUUGGCCUUACCCUAGAGUCCUGCUCCAGCUCCUGUUGACCCAGAACCACUAAGAGGGUAGCCUAUAGGGACGACUGCAUGUCAACUUAGGGAUUUCAGAAAAAGGAGAGAGGGAUGCCCAUGUAACUCAUGUUGCUGAAGCAGCCUGAUACUAAAGCUCUUGAGAAGCUGCUGCAGCCUUUACUGGGCACUUGGGUGUCUGUAUUAGAAGUGACAGGGUGUGGUGGUAACUUCCUCAGAACCACAAGGUACUCUGGUCCAAGCACGUGUGUCUCUUGACUUCAUGGACACAGCUGCUAAGCAGGUUUUACAUCAAUUUAAAUGCAUAAAGAUUAAUGGAUUUCUUUUGUAAAUUUCAAUAAUUCAUUCUGUGCUCAAAAUGAAGCUGUACAUUUGGGGAGUAUAUGCUAUAUUCUAUAUACAUUGAAACAACAGCUGAAAAGUAACUCACCAAAAAUACAGUCACAGCCAGGACCCUCGUAGUCAUUAUUAUGAUAGAUUCUGAGCAUCUCUGCAAGAAUUGUAAAAAUCCUUUCAAUUUGCCUCAGUUUUGUACAGGAAUCUGCUUUGGGUUUUGUGGGGAAAAGCUUCUAGGGGUUUUAAAGCAUUUCUAAUGAUAUUAAUACUUUAUUCAGCACAACUGUCAAAGCUCUGGACCUUGAAAACGAGGAUAAUAAAGUGAUGCUACUGUGUAAAGAACAAACAUCGUCCUAUGUAACGGGAAAGUUUGCAGAAUACUUUAAUAAA